Protopolystoma xenopodis is the source of this 918-nucleotide messenger RNA. Lineage: Eukaryota; Metazoa; Platyhelminthes; Monogenea; Polystomatidea; Polystomatidae. The record is from the annotation of a GenBank genome assembly.
AUGACUCGUCACUCUAAAAACUGUACUGCGCAUACAGUAUACACUUAUCAUGAAAGGAAGCGAGAUGCGGAAAAAUCGGGUUAUGGUACCACAAAAGUUCGGUUGGGCAAAGAUUCAGUUCGUGGAUUCAACUGCUGCUGCCUAACCUUGCAGCCAGCCAAGGAUCCAGUUGUCACCCCUGAUGGAUAUUUAUAUGACAGGGCAUCUAUUUUGGAGUAUAUUUUGAAUAGAAAAGCAGAUAUUCAGCGAAAUUUAAAAAAUUUUGAGAAGCAGUUGGCUCGUGAUGCUAAAGAUAAAGAGGAUGAUGAAAGGUUAAAAGAGGAAGAAGCCAAAAAGUUUCUCGCUUUUAACACUUUGGAAACGCACGCUAAGGCUGCUGCCCAGGAAAACGAGAAUGAGGCUCUUGCGUGUUCCUCCCGUACAGCUGUUGCGGUUGAAGGAGCUUAUAAGCCUGGAAAAGCUGCCAGCUUUUGGCACCCUACAAGUUCAAAGCCACUCAAGGGUGCUCACAAGCUUCCUCCUGUCAAGCCAGACACGGUAGUGCGGUGUCCAAUGAGCCAAAAGCCCAUAAAAUACAAAGAUUUAAUUCCAGUUAACUUCAAAUGUGUAGUCGAAGAUGACGAAGCAUUUAAUCUUAAGAAAAUCAAGUCGGCAUCUGCAUCUGAACGGCGUUUUUGCUGUGCCGUUUCAAAUGAUCUCCUUACUAAUUCAUCUUCUUGCGUAGUGCUUCGAACGUCUUCUUCUGUGGUUACUCAAGAAGUUGUCGAUAGUAUUCUUCGGAAGGAUAUGUAUGAUCCUAUAAACGGCAAGCCUUUGAAAGAAGAUGACUUUAUUCAUCUCCAGCGUGGCUCUCUUGGUUACGCUGAUGAAAGAGUUAUUUUAACUGCCAAGCGUUCGCUUCCAGUCAUGCAGACAUAA